Dictyostelium discoideum AX4 is the source of this 1146-nucleotide messenger RNA. RefSeq lists its product as hypothetical. Bases 1 to 1146 code for a protein of 381 amino acids. The transcript is spliced from 2 exons. Lineage: Eukaryota; Evosea; Eumycetozoa; Dictyosteliales; Dictyosteliaceae. The record is from RefSeq and is a predicted model, not a curated record.
AUGAUAAGAUUUAAAAAUUGGUUUAAAAAUUUAUAUGAAAAUGAUAUGGAUCGAUUAGAAAGAAUUCUAGCAACUAUGAAAACACGUUCAGUAUUAACCAAACAUUAUGAAAUCGAUACUUUACAUAGUAUUGCAUAUGGUGAAAACAACAACAAAAAUAAUAAUAAUAACAAUAAUAAUAAUAAUUCCUCAAUAAAUAAUAAAAAUAAUAGUCAUAAUUGUAGUGAGGAUAGUAGUGUACAUUUACAAAUGAAAAAUUUUUAUUUACCAGAUAUAAUAAUUAAUGAGAUAGUUAGAAAUUAUUUAUUUGAAGAUGAAAGAAUGGAUGAUGGAUUUAUUAAAAAUGAUAAUUUAUUAUUAUUAGCAUUAGUAUCAAAACAAUUCUUUAAAGUAUUAUUAAAAAUAUUAAAUAUAUUAAAUAAUGAAUGUAUUGAAUGGAAAGCAUGCAUAUAUUUAAAUAAUAAAGAAUUCAAUAUUUAUAGAAAUUCAUUUUUUCAUUUUAAUUAUGAAUUAGUUAAAUCAAUACCAUAUUCAAGUAGUAGGGAAUAUUUAGAAUUAUUAUUCUCAAGAGUUCAAUCAUUUUAUAUUAAAACUGAUGAGCAUGAUAUAGAAUCAUAUGAUGGACUUUCUAGAGAUCUUGAAUUUCCUGAAUAUAGAUGUGGUGUUGAUAUUAGAAAAUAUCAUGAUGAUUAUGAUACCUAUAAAGAAGGAAUUGUGUCAUCUGGAUAUUUAAUUUCACUACCACCAAUGAUGCAAUCAUUACAAAGUUUAUCAAUUCAUUCAUUUUAUGGAUAUUCAAGCAACUAUGAAAAUUUUUUAAAAGAUAUAUUAAUAAAAAAUUUUAAAACUACUAAACUUGAUAAUGGUGGUGAUGGUGGUGAUGGUAGUUGUGGUGGUGGAUGUGGUGGAUGUGGUGGUAUUAAAAAUUUUUCAAUUCACUUUUGUAAUGAUUGGAAAGGAGAACCAGACUAUGAUCUUAGUUUUAUUGUAGAUAUUUUAAAAAACCAUUCAAAUACAUUGGAAAAAGUUAUAUUUAAUUGUUUAGAUGCUUAUAAUAUAGGUUCAGUUCAUUUUGAAGAUAUUAUUUUAACAAUCAAUAAGCAAUCAAAGAACAAAAUAGAUUGGAAGAUAGUUGACAGAGUAUGA